Epinephelus moara (kelp grouper) is the source of this 7502-nucleotide messenger RNA. RefSeq names its product glucocorticoid receptor-like. Gene Ontology annotation, cellular component: nucleus. The record is from RefSeq and is a predicted model, not a curated record. Gene Ontology annotation, molecular function: sequence-specific DNA binding; DNA-binding transcription factor activity; steroid binding. NCBI's taxonomy places the organism in Eukaryota, Metazoa, Chordata, Actinopteri, Perciformes, Serranidae. The transcript is spliced from 10 exons. Gene Ontology annotation, biological process: regulation of DNA-templated transcription; nuclear receptor-mediated glucocorticoid signaling pathway. The coding region runs from base 527 to 2938 and encodes 803 amino acids.
UUCACUAACUGUCCGCCCUGCCCUGCCUGAGUUUGCAGUUGAGUGCGCCACGGCUGUAUUAUAUAACUUUAAUGUACUCACGGGUUUAAUGGCGCAAGAGCAGAACAGCGCUCCGCAGAUCUGUGGAUUCAUUGCGGAAUUUUCCUGAAGUCGCAAACGAGUGACGGAUCGAUCACUUUUUUUUCCCCUCCUGCCACCGGCGACGUGCGUUAAAAGUUAUCGACAGAUCGGCGAAACGGCGCACACGGUGGAUCUCUCCAGCUCCGGCUCGGGUCAGCGACGUUGUUGACUUUACUUAUAGAAUUAGUUGCUAUUGCGGACGAUGUUUUCCUGCCGUACAGGGAGAGAGGCGGCAACAAAUCCAGCUGACAUUUCACCACGCAGCGUUACUGCAAGGAAGGGGGUCUGUUCCUGAGCCUGACCGUGUGGACAUUGCGUUAUUUCUCACAUUUUUUCCUCCAACUUGGACGCACGGGAGAUGACCUAACUGGCGGAGCGCAUCCUUCUUUCACCACAGGACAAAGAAAUGGAUCAGGGUGGACUGAAGCGCAACGGUAAUCAAGACGACAGCCUGACAUUUGGGGAGACAGGACCUGGAGUAGGUAGAGAAAUGGGUGACGCAGCGGGUUCACUGCUCCAGUCUGCAGCACACCUGAGCGUCCCAGGGUCUCUGCCCCUGCCCACAGUGGCCCCAAAUGGACGGGGUGGAACCAAAGACCAGGGGGACCUUGGAGGUCUCUUUGAGUCCCCUCAGCAUCAUGUCCUGUGUGAGGGCUCGGACAUGGAGGAGGGUAAAAUCAUCAGAAUGCAGAAACAGCACCAGGAUAUUGGUGUAUUCAACAUGGAGGACAACUUGCCGCUGUUAAAACAGAGUAUUUCUGAUCUCGACCGGACAUCCACCUCUGUCAUCAGCACCUCGGUCUCCUCCGUCCUGGGUAACCUCCCUCUGCCCGAUCUUUUUCCGCAGCACAUCAAGCAGGAGGGAAGUUUUUCUCUGGAUAAAGACUUGGAAACUUACAGUGGACACACAGUUGCUGGUCCGUGUGAUUUGGGUGGCAACAGCGGUCGUCUACUCGAGGAUACCGAGAUUUGGCAGGACUUGGACCUUCCUAAUUCUCUGCCAGAAAUCAGUGAUUUUGAGUUGGAUUCAGAAGUGGCACAUCUGGAUAACAUCCUACACAGCGGCGCUGGCGGCGGCGGUGGUCCUGUCAGCGGCUUGCUAAAGGAAACAAAGCCUCUCGUGGGUAAUGGAGUAAAUUGUACCAAUGUGAAUGGCACAGACCAGCAGCACCACCCCAUACACCAUCAGCACCAGCAGCACCACCUUCUACAACACCAGCAACAUCAGCUUCACCAUCAGCAGCAGCCUGCGUCACUGCUCUCCAGCGUCAUGAUCAAGGAGGAGAAGGAUCCCGACGACUCUUUCAUCCACAUCCGCACUCCUGGUGUGGUCAAACAGGAGAAGCAGGACGGCGAUGGUUUCUGUCAGUUGCAGUGCCUCCAGAGCAGCAUGAGCUCUCUCCAUGGAGGAAGCGCCAUGUCCUCGCCUAUGGGCGUCGGUGCAGGACCUAGCUACCACUACAGAGCCAACCCAUCCUCCACAGUGGGCCUACAAGACCAGAAGCCUUUUGGUAUGUUCUCAAACAUGCCUCUGGGUGGGGAGAGCUGGGCCAGGGGGAACAGGUUUGGAGAGUCAUCGGGGUUACAGAGGGCUGAUGAUGGAAUCCCCUCCGCCGCAGCCUUGGCGACUUUUUCUGUCAGCUUCUCCAGCCCCUCACCGAGAACAGGAGAGACCAGCAGUACUGCAGUGCCGGGCCAAACCAAGCCCAGUGGGCAGACUCACAAGAUCUGUUUGGUGUGUUCAGACGAGGCCUCGGGAUGCCACUACGGGGUUGUUACCUGCGGCAGCUGCAAGGUGUUCUUCAAGAGAGCCGUCGAAGGAUGGAGAGCACGACAAAACACAGAUGGCCAGCACAACUACCUGUGUGCAGGGAGAAACGACUGCAUCAUCGAUAAGAUCCGAAGGAAGAACUGUCCGGCAUGCCGCUUCAGGAAAUGUCUUCAAGCCGGAAUGAACUUGGAAGCGAGGAAAAACAAGAAGCUGAUCAAGAUGAAAGUGCAGCGGCCUCCUGCAGAGCCUAUCAACAACAUGCCUAUUCCAGUCAUCCCCAGGUGCAUGCCCCAACUUGUGCCCACCAUGCUGUCUGUGCUCAAGGCUAUCGAGCCAGAGGUCAUAUACUCCGGCUAUGACAGCACGCUGCCUGACACCUCCUCGCGGCUCAUGACCACGCUCAACAGGCUGGGGGGACAGCAGGUCAUCUCUGCAGUCAAGUGGGCCAAGUCACUACCAGGCUUCCGUAACCUGCACCUGGAUGACCAGAUGACAUUGCUUCAGUGCUCCUGGCUCUUCCUCAUGUCCUUCAGUCUCGGUUGGAGGUCAUAUGAGCAGUGUAACGGCAGCAUGCUCUGCUUCGCCCCUGAUCUCGUCAUCAACAAAGACCGUAUGAAGCUGCCCUUCAUGACCGACCAGUGCGAGCAGAUGCUGAAGAUCUGCAAUGAGUUUGUCAGACUGCAGGUGUCCUAUGAGGAGUACCUGUGUAUGAAGGUCCUGUUACUGCUCAGUACAGUACCGAAAGAUGGCCUGAAAAGCCAGGCAGUGUUUGACGAGAUCAGGAUGACGUACAUCAAGGAGCUGGGAAAAGCCAUCGUCAAGAGAGAGGAGAACGCUAGUCAGAACUGGCAGCGUUUCUACCAGCUAACUAAGCUACUGGACUCCAUGCAGGAGAUGGUCGAGGGUCUUCUCCAGAUCUGUUUCUACACCUUUGUGAAUAAAACCCUCAGUGUGGAAUUCCCGGAGAUGCUGGCGGAGAUCAUCUCCAACCAAAUACCAAAAUUUAAAGACGGGAGUGUCAAGCCUCUGCUGUUUCAUCAGAAAUGACUGCCUUAAACUGUGAAGCAAUGCCUUAAAUCCUGCCCUGCCCAUGUACCUCUGCGGGGCCCCAAGCUUUCACCCCAAGCCGUAAGCCUUUGCUUGUCCUGCCUCCGCUAUCACUUGGAUUGGAUUCCUCAGUUUUCCCAGGCCCCCUCUAGGAAUUCUGCCACGCCCCUCCUAGCCUCAGCCAUUCAGACUAAUCUCGGAGCACAAUACCUGUGGCCUCACACCAACUAAUCUGGCCCCAUGUUGGGCCAAACAAGGACACCCUACCACCAACCUGUAGCCCGUCCUCUUGGCUAAACAAGAAGAAAAUUGUCCUCCAGGAGAAAUGUUUUGGCUCUGAAUGUCUCGUGGGCAGGAUGCACAUUGUGGGCAUUCUGUCUAUUUGAUUUAUUUUCCAGCCCCCUCACCCCCUCCUCCGUCCACGGCCCUGUCCUCAGGUUUCUAAUGCUGUUUCUUUUGGUGGCCGCCUGCCUCUUACUCUCUCCUGCCUAUAGUGUUUUAUUGCUGUUUUUACUGACAAGCCAACACCUAGAAACACCUUUUCCACCCUUAACAUGACACCUUAUAUACUGCCCAUUGCGCCGGAUUAGCAGCCUAUUGAGGGUCCCUCCAAAUUCAAGCCUACUGUUCCUCUGCUCACCUGCCCAGCUUGUCUCUGUUUGCCCUUCCCAGCUCCACUGCGCAGAGAAUGUAGUGAGUUUUCACUUGUUUCCAGAGGACUGUUGGCGAAGAAGGGGAUAAACAAAAACACAGAAAAAUAAGAAACGUACUUUGACAUGACAGAAUCUUUUUUUUUUCCUGCUGGACCCGAAGACUCUAAGGACAAACUCUUUUCAGCUAUGAGUCAGUUAUCAUUGAUGAAAUGAUAUAAAUCAGAUUUAUAUACCUGGCCAAUGGAGAAAAAAAAACAGCCAGAGGAAUAUUCAUUUAUUUUAUGCAGACACUCACAUGCAAAAGUCACGCUUACACACACACGGACAUAAAACAUACCAAGUAUUCAUAGACACACACACACACUCAGCAAAAUGUUUACACAGGAUGUAUCUGAGAAGGGAAAAACAGUGCCUUUUAGCUUUUAAAGCUCUUCACAGCCAUCCUCUCCAAGCCGAACUUUUGUUUUUUUUCGUGUAUGAAUCUAACUUACACAUACGUCAUACCUCCACAUUUUUUUUUUUUCCUGUUUUCGUUUUCCGAGCUAGCAGUUUCUGUUUUCUUUCCAAGCAGCCGUUGUUGGCAUUUUUUAAUGUGGGCAGCUCUCUCGGUUCUGAUCCCCAGACAUUCACCAAGCAAGACAGCCUAUGGUACAGCUUAGAAAUGAAAUUUUAGGUCUUAGAAAGUUUGAGAAUCGCAGAUAAAAAGACAGGGAAAGUUAAAAAAAAAAAAAAAAAAAAGUGUCUCUUUAUCCCAUGUAAAGCAUAUUUGAUAAAUACUGCAUCUUCCAAUCAGUAUCACAUUGUUACACAAAAUUACAGUAUCCAGAUUAUAUCAACAAAUAUAACGCUGAAUAAACAAUCAAUUCCUAAACAAGUUUGUGAGUAGCUGCAACCACAUUGAUGGAGGCCACUGGAAUUAAACAAGGCAUUUUGAUAUUUUCUCAUAUUUAGGGGCAUACAGAUUUAGAUCUUGGAAUAAUCAGUGAGUUGUGAAUUGGAAUAAGAUUUUUUUUUACAGAUCUUUGCAAUUCAUUCAGAUGCAACCACACAGGUGGGGUUUUUAAGACUGAAAUACCUUUAAAAAAACAUCCAAGGUAUCUGUGCGUUAGUUAAUAGCCAUAGAAAACCUGGCUUAAAGUCAAAACCGUCCUUCAUUGCCAGCUGCAUUCAUGCUAAGGUAUUAGUUUAGGGUUAGGUUCUAGAUUUUCAAAAUAAGGUACCACGAACAAGUUAGGUGCUCAACAGUUCUCAAAUUACUAAAUACUUAGAAUAGUAUUAUUUCACCCUUUAGUACUCCUGAUAGAUCAACAAAAAGCAUAUUAUUUGUGACAAAAGUAUUUCACUCAAAACAUCAUUUUAAAUGAAAAAUGCCCUUUAAUCAGCUUCAUCUCAAAUUGUUUGCACAGAUGGGAAGUGGGGUUUUUAUUAAGUUGUUGAGCUUAGCAUGGCUGAAAAGGUAAUUGAAUAUAUAUAUAUAAAUAAAUAUAUGUUUUGUAUAUGAGAUAUAUAAAAAUAGAGACACCCGUUAUCGAUGGAAACUCUACUCAGCACAGGACUUCACCUCUAAAGUUGAAAUAUUUUUGGUAGAAGAUGCAGCUUGAUCCAAAUAAUUUGUAGAUCAAAGCUCAGGCUAUGAGUGACUACAUCAUCCAGAUGUGCUCCACUAGUGCCAAAUGUAAUAUCAAGUUUUUAUAUAUAUAUAUAUAUAUAUAUAUAUAUAUCCUUUCCUGGAGAUGUGAAGAAGUGAUGAUUCAGCUAGGACUCAACAUGAUGUGGUUUUUGUAACUUUGCUUGAGGGUGCUCAUUUAUGAGCUCUUAGUUCCGUGUCACACCUACACCAGCUUAGAAGUACUGAUUGUUCUCAUCCAAGUCAAGUGUAUGUAUGUCUUGUAUCAACUUUUUUUUUUUUUUUUUUUUUUUGGAGAUGCACAAAAUAUUGUAUUUUUGAAAUUGCAAAGCAGUAAUAUACACUGCUGUCAAACAGUUGGUGGUCAGCAUUCGGUACAUUUGUAAUGUGAAAACGUCCGUACCAGCUUAUGUGAUGGCCGAAGCAAAUAGACAUUAACAGUGCCGUUGUACAUUGGCUUCUGCUGGAAGUGCAAACACAAUGCUCCCCCCUCAUAGUUCUAUUUUCCUCAGUGUUUCUUGUAACUGCCAGGCCUUUCUGCCUAAAAUGUCGACCGUACAGAUUUUCAGCUGUUUACUCUGAAUGGUACUCAUCCCUCCGCAGCGCAUAACUCUGAAUGGCAGUUAACAGACCAGGUAGCAGGUUGCCAUAGAGACCGAUCAUUUGUGUGUUACUUCCUGCAAACAGCACAGCAGACUCUGGACGCAUACAAGCCACUAUUAAAUAAGAGCCAUCAUGUUUUUAAUCAGCCAUUCUGCCAAAGGAUGGUCAUUCACAGCAGGGUUGUUUCAUGUGCAGUGCAGGCUUUCAGCCUCGCUCGCUCACUCGGUCUCUUGGCCUUGCGCUUUGAUGAACAUGGGCUUGAUGGCGCUCACAUCAGUGUUGAUUAUUCUGGGGAAGCUUUGACUAAAGUGUAUUUGUUUGGGUGACUUUUGCAUACAGUAGUACAGUUGUUUCCAGGUGGUGGUGCUUCAGAGAACCAGCUUUAACGUGUAGAUGUAACCAUAUCCCUGCUCAUUUCUAAAUGGCCAUAAGUGUAUAUAACAGCGCCAACAUAUCCAGUGCAAUGUAAACAAUGUCUAUUAUUACAAAAUAUUUUUACAUGGACAUAAUCUCUAUACUCAUACACUUUUCUCUUUUACCUUUCAACUACAUGUAAAGGCCUUGCGAAAGGGAGACAGAGAGCCAUAGAAAUACAAUUUCAAAUCAGGAAAUAGAUAAACCCUUAACAAAUAUUAAUGCUUUUGGAGAUUGAUCUAUUGUAAGAAAAAAAAGACAAUAUUUUCUGUGAUUUUGAAUACAUUAGCUUGAUCUUCUUUGAUAUGGAUAAUUUUACCCAAUCCUUUUUGUACAUUGAACGAGUCAAGAAAGUAAAUAUUUUUCUGUUUGUUGGUUUGUGUUUGAUAAAGGUAGACGUGUUGAAUACAUUAGGAAGUGUUAAACAUGUUCGUCUUGUGAAGUAAAUGUAAAUUUUACGAGUCAAUGGGAAAGUCUAUAUGAAUGCUCACUGUGUUUUAAAGUUAUAAGGAAACGAGGGAGGAAAGGCGAGACGGACUGGAGGAGGUUUUUGCGUUAUAUAUGAGUGACCAAAGCAGAGAGGAGGAAAAAAAAAAGAUUUAACAAACAAAAAGAAGUAUUCAAGCAGUUACAUUUUAAGUAGCACUUAUUAUCCAACUUCUAGUACUUCUUAUUUUAUUUGAAAGGUAUCUUUUGUAAGGGUCCAGGCUUUGGAUCCCAUGUAUAUUGCUGUGAGGAUUUACUGGUCACUUUAAAAUAGAAAAUGAAACAAAAAAAGUUGAAUCUUCGUGUGAAAGUAAAUCUACCAGAGCCUGACGGAAUUGCACUACCCUCAUACUGGUUGAUAAAGUCUAUUUUGUAUAAAAUACAUGCAAAUAUUAUCUUUAAAGAUUAAGGGCAGAUCAUGUUUCACUGGUACAUAUGGCUAUGGCUUUCAUUGAAGUCUGUUUUGUUCGUAUUUCAGUUAUGUAAAUGUAAUCCAAUGUAAAAACAAACAAAAAAUAUAAAAUGUUUGUUUAAAAAAACAAUAGUUUGUUUUACUUCUGUAUUACACCUCUUCUGUAGUCAGUGUCGAUAUUUUCACCUAUUUGAUUAAAUGUUGAAUUAAGUUAUCUGUGUUGUUCUUUGACAUCGGAUUUGGCAUUGUGUUGGUAACAACUUGGCUGAAGUUUUUCUCAUCACGGGUUGAAAGUGGAGAUCCAGAAGAACUGAUUUCUUUUUAGUUCAGACAUCUUACACAAUAAAGUUUCCUGUUUUUCAACACUCA